Molecule: messenger RNA, 1584 nt
Organism: Knipowitschia caucasica
Lineage: Eukaryota; Metazoa; Chordata; Actinopteri; Gobiiformes; Gobiidae
Source: the annotation of a GenBank genome assembly
AUGGCCGGUCUGUCUCUGCUCUCAGCUCUGCUCCUGCUGUUGGCGCCCACAGGGGAAGGUGCGGGUCAGAACGCGGGUCAGAACCCAGACCAUGUGCUGCAGGGCACCGGGGUCAAGCCCGAACUGCGACGUCCUGGAGACGGCUCCACCGUGGCGCCCGAGGAUGCCGCUCGCUUCCUCACGUGUUACUGCUCUGGACACUGCCCUGACGACGCCUCCAACAGCACCUGCCUGACAAACGGAGCGUGUUUCGCCAUCAUCGAGGAAGACGAACACGGGGACAACAUCCUCACCUCCGGCUGCAUGAAGUACGAAGGCUCACACUUCCAGUGCAAGGACUCGAGGUACGCUAAGGCCAGGAGGACUAUCGCAUGUUGCAACACAGACUUCUGCAACAGAGACCUGGUGCCCACGCUGCCUCCACUCCCCCCUGCAGAAGGAAACCCUCACUGGCUGGCCUUCCUCAUCUCCAUGACCGUCUGCUGCUGCACCCUCAUCUGCAUCACUGUGGUCUGCUACUACAGGUACAAGUGGCACAGUGAGCGUCAGAGGUACCACAAAGACCUGGAGCAGGAAGUGUUCAUUCCGGCCGGAGAGUCCCUCAAAGACCUCAUCUAUCAGUCCCAGAGCUCAGGCAGUGGCUCCGGGCUCCCCCUGCUGGUGCAGAGGACCAUUGCUAAACAGAUCCAGAUGGUGCGGCAGAUCGGGAAAGGCCGCUACGGCGAGGUGUGGCUGGGGCGCUGGAGGGGGGAGAAGGUGGCCGUCAAAGUCUUCUUCACCCGCGAGGAGACCAGCUGGUUCAGGGAGACGGAGAUCUACCAGACUGUGCUCAUGCGGCACGACAACAUCCUGGGCUUCAUUGCGGCGGACAUAAAGAGUUCCGGGGCCUACAUGCAGCUCUUCCUGAUCACAGACUUCCAUGAGAAUGGCUCUCUGUACGACUUCCUGAAGCAGAGCACCCUGGACACGGCCUCCCUUCUCAGGCUGACCUACUCCGCCGCCUGCGGCCUCUGCCACCUCCACACCGAGAUCUACGGCACCCAGGGCAAGCCCGCCAUCGCCCACCGCGACCUGAAGACCAAGAAUAUACUGGUCAAGAAGAACGGCACCUGCUGCAUCGCCGACCUGGGGCUGGCCGUCAAGUUCAACAGUGACACCAACGACGUGGACGUGCCUCUGAGUAACCGUGUGGGGACGCGGCGCUACAUGGCGCCCGAGGUCCUGGACGAGACCCUGAACAAGAACCACUUCCAGGCCUACAUCAUGGCCGACAUGUACAGCUUUGGUCUGCUGGUCUGGGAGAUGGCCCGGCGCUGCGUCACUGGAGGUAUCGCCGAGGACUACCAGCUGCCGUACUACGACAUGGUUCCUUCAGACCCGUCCUACGAGGACAUGUUGGAGGUGGUGUGUGUGAAAGGACUGAGGCCCACGGUGUCCAACCGCUGGAACAGUGACGAGUGCCUGCGUGCCAUGCUGAAGCUGAUGUCUGAGUGCUGGGCCCAUAAUCCCGCCUCCAGACUCACCAUCCUCAGGGUGAAGAAGACUCUGGGGAAGAUGGUGGAGUCCCAGGACAUCAAGAUCUGA